This is a messenger RNA of Cyprinus carpio (common carp), 3138 nucleotides long. Its product is annotated as sphingosine-1-phosphate phosphatase 1-like. NCBI's taxonomy places the organism in Eukaryota, Metazoa, Chordata, Actinopteri, Cypriniformes, Cyprinidae. The record is from RefSeq and is a predicted model, not a curated record. Gene Ontology annotation, molecular function: sphingosine-1-phosphate phosphatase activity. Gene Ontology annotation, biological process: sphingosine metabolic process; phospholipid dephosphorylation. Gene Ontology annotation, cellular component: endoplasmic reticulum membrane.
UACUAAAUAACGGACGGGUUAUUCCUAGUUCAUAGUCAAACAGCCACUCUAUUUGACCACUAUCUCCACGGUUUGAAGACUCGAGGAUUGUACAGCUAUGCGCCGCACAAUACAAUCUGCCAUUGUUUAGUGCAGCUUUGCACGCGCUUGUGUUUACAGCAUUUCACGAGCAGCGCGUGGGAUAUUGAUUCCGUGUUGGAGACCUUUCGCUUUCACCAUGGCAAGCGACGCGCUCCACAGAUUUGUUAGCCUUUGUCGAUACCUACAGGAUCCCUGCCAUGUCGCCAGAUUCCAGCAGCUCUGCGGGGUCCGCGGGACAUUUUCUAAAAAACCAGCUGAGGCUGGCGAGAGUGACGAGGAGCUUGGGGUCAACGGUGCUUGCGUGGGGCAAUGUCAGGGAGACCCCGCGGCUAGUGGGGAUUCAGCACACGGACUUUCGGACCAAAGGCUGAGAAAAAGUUUAAAAGCUGCUGAAAAUGUUGAACAGGACGAGUGUUCCGCUGCUUUUCUCAACGGACCGUCGGGGCGAGACACAGAGAGGGACUCCAAAGGGACAGUGAAGCCUUUACGCAGGAACUCAUUGACUGGUGAUGUUGGCCAGGAGUUCAUAAUCGAGAACAAGUUUCUCUUCUAUCUCUUCACCAUCGGCACUGAGCUGGGCAAUGAGAUGUUCUUCAUCGUGUUCUUCCCCUUCUUGAUGUGGAACGUCGACCCUUAUGUGAGCCGGCAGCUGAUCGUGGUGUGGGCCUGGGUGCUGUUCCUCGGCCAGUCCACGAAAGAUCUGGUCCGGUGGACCCGUCCUGCAUCUCCUCCUGUGGUCAAAGUGGAGGUGUUCUACAACACGGAGUACAGCAUGCCCUCCACACACGCCAUGUCCGGCACCGCGCUGCCCUUCUGUCUGUUCCUGCUCACGUGCAGCCGGUGGCAGUAUCCAUUCAUGUUUGGAUUGAGCAUCGCUCUGUUCUGGAGUGUCCUCGUGUGCAUCAGCAGGAUUUAUAUGGGCAUGCACUCUGUCCUGGAGGUGAUCGCAGGCUUCCUCUACAGUGUGCUCAUCCUGGUGGUCCUUCAGCCCAUGCUGCAUGACAUCGACGCGUUCUACCUGUCCCACAGCUACGCCCCUCUGGUCGUUCUGCUUCUGCAUGUUGGCUUCAGCUUGGUGGCCUUCUCACUGGACUCAUGGAGCACCUCCCGUGGUGACACGGCCCAAGCAUUGGCCACAGCUGCCGGAGCCGCGUUGGCAUCCCGCCUGAACCACCAACUGGGUCUACAGCCAGAUCCCCCCGAAGAAGCUCUCCCGCUCACUCUGCCCCUGAUCGACGGGGCCUUAUUGACACGUUCCAUCAUGCGGCUCCUGGUGGGAGUGGCUGUGCUUCUAGCCGUCAGGGCUGCCAUGAAGGUGGUGGCAAUCCCUCUGGCAUGCAAGAUCUUCGGCGUGCCUUCGGAUGACGUGCGGAAGGCUAGACAACAUGCGCAUGUGGAACUCGCAUACCGGUUUAUGGUCUACGGCACUGUGGCUUACUGCUGCGUUUUCCUGGUGCCGCUUCUCUUUGGCUUCCUUGGCUUAUCCUGAAGAAAAUUCUUCCGUCCAGUCUUAUUAUUAUCUGGUUUUUAUCCAAAACAAAAAAAAAACUUUUGGUUGCAAACACGUAUGAUGUUCAUGAUUUCGAUAAUUUUCGGCUCCAUUACCAUGCUAAUUUAUUUCAUGUACAGGUUUUAUUAAACUGAUACAUUUGAACAGGGUUUUUGGCACAUUUGCUGCCAACGGUGGGUAAUCAGACAGCAUGAAAGUGAGUGCGUGUGAUGUCAUGAUCUUCAGAGGACCUGUUCAAAGCUCCUGCCUGUUUAUAGCCAUACAUAAAAAGGUUUCAAAUGUUUCCUGCAUUUGUCUUCAGUGUUUUUCCCUCAGCAGACUGACAUCCACCCAUCCUGGGCCCUUGUGCUUUCUCUUGCUCAGCACUACGCAGGAUUGUUUCUCGCUGUACAGACUUGGCUCAGUCUGCCGCCCUUCCCAUCUGUUUUCAUUCUUCUGAAGCAAACUGACAUGAGUGAACACCCUUGUCAGACAUUUGAAUCCUUGUAAUGGUUUUCUCUCAAGGGCUCGUUCUCAUAACAAGUAAAUUGCUGUUCUUCCUAGGGCUUGUUUCCUCUCUUGUGGGUCCAUUCCAGAUCAGUGCUGUGGCCCUAAUGGUUCAUUCAGUGGUUCAGGAAAGAAACUCCAAAAUCUGAGAGGUGUAGAAAGUUGUUCUUAUCUAAAAACAGGUUGAGCUCACUCCUCACAAUAAGCGGUAAUGCAUUGAGAGCACGAGGGGAGGGAAUUUCCUGUCAGUAUGAAUGCUGUAUACAUGGACUUCCAUUAGAUGUGUUGCUUUGAAACCCAAGCUAGGAAAAGACCAUUCUGAAUAUGAAUGCAGCUUAUCUUUAACUUUGUCUUUGUCUAUGUAUUAUUUAUAAACAUGUCAGAUAUGUUUUUAAAAUUUACUACAGGGAGUAAGAUUUUUGCAGCUCAGUACUCUGAGCAAAUUAGACAGUUUUAAUUUAAACAAAUAAUUAGUAGUGGAUUUUUGUAAUAUUCCUGUUAGUGUUUCUCAGUUAAUUUCUAGUUCUCCUUAAAGUGAUAGUUCUCCCAAAAAUCAAUGAUGACAGCUUUUUUAUUUUUGAGUGAAAUGUCUCUUUUAGUAACAGUAGGCUAAAUUGAGAUAUUAAAAUUCAGAGGUAUGGAGUACAGAUUGUGCUGCAGGUGUUCUGCAUGUCUCUACAUUUGACUGCGUUAAGACAUCCAUGUUGUCCCUUACUGUCAGCAGUUUGGAGGAGAUGCAGUGAAAUCCUCUUUCUAUAGGAACACACUCAGUGUGGCUUUAUUUAAAGGGGUCAUAUGAUGCUUUUUUAAAGAUCAUUAUUUUGUGUAUUUGGUGUAACAGAAUAUGCUGACAUGCUUAAUUGUUCAAAAAAUACUAUUUUUUCAGAUACUGUACAUUAUUGUAGGUCCUCUAAGCCCCACAUCUCUCAAACGCAUCGUUUUCUACAAAGCCCCUCCUUCCGACAAGCGCAGUCUGCUCUGAUUGGCCAACUGACCCAGUGCAUUGUGAUUGGCCAAACACCGCAAGCACUCAUCGGAAAUGUAACGCCCCUUUCCAUAAU